AUGAACAAAGUUGCUCUCGACAUCGUGGAGGAGUUCCUAGAACUGGGACGGGAAGUAAGUGUGACCAAACUUAUGGCAAUGUUUGCGAUUAUCAAACGCCGCUUUCCGGCUAGAUUGUUGCCGGCUUCUCUUCGGGACCUCCUUCCAUUGGACAAGGGUCAUGUGCAGAACGGUCCUCGGAUGUUUUGGCAGUGGCUCAAUCGACAAGUAUGGCGGAGGAUGUUGCCUAGACAUGUUCCGUUCGCAUCCAUAUAUGCCUACUCCUUCCAACUCUUCUCUCAACGCUUUUUGGGAGCUGACCCAGAUGCUCUGUCUGCUUUUUGGGAGCAGAACAAAAAUAGUGCUUGGUUCCAGCAGCACCCGAUCUUGUCACAGCAAGGCACAGAUCUAUCACGAUGCGUUCCGCUAUCCAUCCAUGCUGAUGAUUCUAAGAGCCAUCGGCGUCGAUCUUUCUGUGUGUGCACACUGUCGUCUGUGUUGGUUGGGGAGUGCUCUCCUUUUGAUGCCAGACUACUUCUCUAUAUGGCUAUAUGA
Messenger RNA from Durusdinium trenchii, 534 nucleotides. Lineage: Eukaryota; Dinophyceae; Suessiales; Symbiodiniaceae. The record is from the annotation of a GenBank genome assembly.